GAACCCGGUUGCAGUGACUGGAGUUUGUGACUGAGCGUUGGGCACCCUGAAGUUUCCUCUUCCCGCUUCAGGGCCGCACAUAUCCAGAGGCCCAGAAUGGCUGCGAGUUAAGCGUAUGAACCCCGAGUGAAGGCCCCCAACAAAAAAGACGCAGUUUUCAGAAGAAUAAUUUGCAAAUCCCAGAACCACAUCUUAACCAGAGCUCCCUCCCAAGGAAACUGCCGUGAACUCGGAGACAGAUUCCGGUUAAGGCCUUUGUAUUCUGGCCUUUCUUUCAUACUGGGAAGGGUCAGCUUUCUCCCAGGAUCCUUGUUUGUUCCCUCGGGUUCUGUGUGUUGGAUGGUGGGAGCAAGUGCGGGAGCGGGGUGUGUGUCCGGAGUUAGCCAGGCCGGGCUGAGCUCCAAAAAAGGGAUCAAGAUCUCAAGAUUCCUGUCUCCUUCCCCAAUCCUGCUGAUCUUUGGGAAGGAGAGAAAGGAAGAAAUUAACUAGUGACUAGAUAGAUAGAUACACAGAUAGAUGUGUUUGUGUUUCCUCUUUGUUCCAUGACAUGUAAUUUUAAUUUUUCCGGGCAUGGGAACAUUUGCUUCUCCUGGGAAAGUGAAAAUCACUUCAGAUUGAGAAGAGAAAGCAGCCUUGCCAUUAAUCAGGCAGUGAGAGAAGAGACCGAGAAAACCAGCUGCAAAGUUAAUAGAAAAUAUUAUUUCUCCCCAAUUCAUGCAGCAAUUGUAUAAUGCCAUAACGUCUUCUUUGAGAGAUUGCAGCUUUUUACCAAUGGCCAGGCCCACUUUGCUAUUUUUAUUUAUUACUGGGGAUGCCCAAUUGCUAGGCAACCCUCCUUUCAUGGUAGCACUCAGUCUCCGAUUAAUCCCCGGCUCACCAGAUCUCAUCUCAGAAACAGCAACCAUUCCAGAAUUUUUCCCCGCUUGCCUAGAUCUUCAAAAUCUUUCAGUUGGAACUCAACCCUUUACAAAAGAGCUCCCCCCACCCAUCGCAUUCCAAGCAUUCAUGUGGAAUUUCGUCUCGCUCGAGUCAAAAAAUUGAUUUUGUCCGACUAUACAGGCUUGUUCCAGAUUUGGCUUAUCUGGACUAGAGUUCUCCAACAGAGAAAUCUUGAAAAGGACUGACCAGUUCUUGUGUUUUGAAACCAUGGCCCAUGGUUCAGUGACAUUCAGGGAUGUGGCCAUAGACUUCUCACAGGAGGAAUGGGAAUUCCUGGACUCAGCUCAGAGGGACUUAUAUAGGGAUGUGAUGUGGGAGAAUUAUAACAACUUCAUCUCACUGGCAGGACCUUCCAUUUCUAAGCCAGAUGUGAUUACCCUAUUGGAUGAAGGGAAGGAGCCCUGGAUGGUUGUGAGGGAAGGGACAAGAAGACAAUACCCUGAUUUGGAGUCCAGAUACAGAACCAAUAUGUUAUCUCCAGAAAAGGACAUUUAUGAAAUAUAUUCAUUCCAGUGGGAGAUAAUGGAAAGAAUUAAGAGCUAUAGUUUUGAGGACUCCAUGUUUAGACAUGAUUGGGAAUGCAAAAACAAGAUUGAGGGGCAAAAGGAACCACUAGAGGGAUAUUUUGGGCAAGUGAAAAUUACUUCUGAAAAAAUAGCCACAUACAAAAAGCAUAAUUUUCUUGCUGAAUAUCAGAGAGUGCAUAAUGGAGAAAAGUUAUAUGAAUGUAAGGAAUGUAGGAAGACCUUUAUUCGUCGCUCAACACUUAGUCAACACCUGAGAAUUCAUACUGGUGAGAAACCUUAUAAAUGUAAGGAAUGUGGGCAGGCAUUUAGACAGCGUGCACACCUUAUUCGACAUCACAAACUUCAUACUGGUGAGAAACCCUAUGAAUGUAAAGAAUGUGGGAAGGCCUUUACAGUGCUACAAGAACUAACUCAACAUCAGAGACUUCAUACUGGUGAAAAGCCCUAUGAAUGUAAGGAAUGUGGAAAGGCCUUUAGAGUACAUCAACAACUUGCUCGACAUCAGAGAAUUCACACUGGUGAGAAACCCUAUGAAUGUAAAGCAUGUGGGAAGACCUUUAGGCAGUGUACACACCUAACUCGACAUCAGAGACUUCAUACUGCUGAGAAGCUCUAUGAAUGUAAGGAAUGUGGAAAAUCCUUUGUAUGUGGUCCAGACCUCAGAGUGCACCAGAAAAUUCAUUUUGGAGAGAAACCCUAUGAAUGUAAGGAAUGUGGAAAGGCUUUUAGAAUAUACCAACAACUUACUGUCCAUCAGAGUAUUCAUACUGGUGAGAAGCCCUAUGAAUGUAAAGAAUGUGGGAAGACUUUUAGAUUAAGGCAACAACUUGUUCGCCAUCAGAGAAUUCAUACUCGUGAGAAGCCCUAUGAAUGUAUGGAAUGUUGGAAGACUUUUAGUAGUUACUCACAGCUUAUUUCACAUCAGAGCAUUCAUAUUGGGGAGAGACCUUAUGAAUGUGAAGAAUGUGGGAAAGCCUUUAGAUUGCUCUCACAACUUACUCAACAUCAGAGUAUUCAUACUGGUGAGAAACCUUAUGAAUGUAAAGAAUGUAGAAAGCCUUUUAGACUGCUCUCACAACUUACCCAGCACCAGAGUAUUCAUACUGGUGAGAAACCUUAUGAGUGUAAGGAUUGUGGUAAGGCUUUUAGACUUUAUUCUUUUCUUACUCAACACCAGAGAAUCCAUACUGGUGAGAAACCUUACAAAUGUAAGGAAUGUAAGAAGGCAUUUAGACAACAUUCACACCUUACUCAGCAUCAGAAAAUUCAUAAUGGAAUUUAAUACAAGAAAACUUUUAUGUUACAGAACAAAUUCAUUUUUGAGAGAAUAUUUCAUGCUCACAACUAAGCAUAAAUUUUUAUAUUACUGCUACUGCAGUCACUGAGGUCCUCAGUUUCUAUCUGGAUGUUGGCUGAAGGCUGACCUCAGUUCCUUGCCACAUGGGCUUCUUCAGCAUGGCUGCUUGCUUCAUCAAAGUGUGCAAGCCAAGAAGCCAGUAGAAUCUGCUGACAUCAUAGGAGUUAUCAUCUUGUGUAAUCUAAUCACCAAAGUAAAUUUCAUUUAGUACCAUCUCAUCACCUUUUCUGUCUUCUACUCGUUAGAAGCAAGUUACUGGGCCAUCCUAUACUCAAGGGAAUAUGAUUAUACAAGAAUGUGGAUAUCAGGAGGCAAGAAUCAUUGAAGGCCAAUUAGAGUCAGCUUGCCAAGCUGUAUAAUAGGAUUGUUUUAAGGAUUAAGUAGUUAAGACCUGGAGAAAUGCCACAUAGCAUGUCUUCUGUAUAUAUUAUCUAUAAUUAUUAUCAUUAGCAUUAGUGAACUCAUAUGAAUGGAUAUCCUAUAGAAUACAUGUAGAAAUGCCUCUUGUCACUACUUAGUACUUAACAAGAUAAUUUAUGCUGAAUAAAAUCUAGGAGGUUACAUGAGAGGCUGUUCAUCAUGAGCUGCAUCAGUGAUGGUUAAGAGUGCAAUUGUUGAGGAAUCAAAGUGAAAUUAUUUUCUCAUAAUAAAUUUCCAAAAAUAAAUGUUUUACAAUUCCUAUUGUUUGACCACUGUUCAAGAUGAAUUAGAAACUAUCAAAAAGAUAGCAAAAGGGAAAUGAGUCACUUGGAAAUAUAGUGUGUGUGUGUGUGUGUGUGUGUGUGUGUGUGUGUGCAUAAAACCCUUGUAUAAAAAAUUUCCAUUAUAGUCACUAUACUUUUUUAAGUUAAAGUAUCAUUCAUAUACAAUUUCUUGUUGGUUGCAAUUAUACAACAUAGUGUUUCAACAGUUACUAAUAUUAUUAAGUCCUCACACCCUCUAGUGCAGUCACUAUCAACAUAGUAAGAUGUUACAGGAUCAUUAACUGUAUUUGUUCUGUAUUCCUGUCCCUGUGACCAACUUACAUUGUGAUUGUGAAUUGUAUAGUUGAUACAUUUUUUGAUGCUUAAAUUAUCCCAUCUCCAACCAGUGGGAAUUGGGUUUUUUGACAUGAUCUCAUUAGUAGUUUGAUAGUUUACUUGGUUCAGCUGCACAGUUUGGUCAGCUAUGGGAGAUGCUUGGGCAACAACUCAUUCUGAAAAUUGAUAAAUAAGGGCAAAAAAUACACAUUUUGGUUUUUCCAUGUGAACCAUGUUUCAGGGCCACCAGAAGCUUCUCAAAUGAAAGUUUUUUUUAAUUUAAAAGAUCUAACAAGUAAUUAAAUACAGAAAUUUUGAUAGGAUUAGAAAAAUCACUAUUUUCUAGUUCCUGAAUGGAACAAUGGGUCCACAAAAUGAUCUUCAACCAGUAUUAAAACUAUUAGGUAAAAUAUUUUCUAGUGAAAACUUUAUACUAGAUUUGUCAAGCUCUGAGCCCUUUGAUAAGUGGGAGUAUCAGACAAUGUCCAUCUCCUGUUAUAAUGCAAUAGGAAGUACACAUCAUUACCUAUGAAGCCUUAUUGUCAAAGUAAUGGACUGAAGGAACCAAACCUCUACAUCAAAUUCUUUAAAACCAAGAAUUUGGGGAGUAGAUGAACAGAGUAAGUAAGUGGCACCAUAAGGAGUCAGACAAAUAGAUCCAGAAUAUGUAAGUUUUACAAAACAAUUGACCUGAUUCUUUCUAAUGAGUGGCAUGAAAAAAAGAAGGGAAACUUAACAAAAGAGACUUCAGAGGCAUCAACUAAAUUCUGUGUGUGGGCAUUAGUUGGACCUAGUUUGAAGAAAAUAUGAAAGGACAUUUUGGAGACAGUGGGAGAAAUGUGGAUAUGCAGUGAGUAUUAGAUGUUUAGAAAUAUUAAUUUUGUUAGGGAUGAUAACAUGGUUAUUAAAAAAAUAAAACUUACAUGCUACAGAUACAUACCUAUUAUGAAAUGAUAAAAUAUCCAGAUUUGCACUAAAAUACUCCAGCAAAAUAAAAAGAAUUGGCAAAGAGAGCUGGACAGUAGACUGGCAAAAUGUUGAUAAUUACUGAAGUGGAGUGGUUUGUUGAAGGGAUUCAGUGUUCUAAUUUUUUACUUUUUUAUGUUUGAAAGGUUCAAUAAAAAAUUUUAAAAUAAAAAAUUAUAGACUACUUAGAAAUGAUUGUUAAUGCCUGCGUAUUUAAACUUCACAGUUGUCACCAAAGUUCUCUUCAGCAAGAAAUUAAUGCCCUUUAAUGCAUUAAGGAACCUGUGGGCCCAGGUUCAUCUUCACUUACCCACAGCAGUCAGUGCAAGGACUAAUCACAUAGGUAAAUGUGUUAAAGGAAUUAGUAAGCAUUUAUAUCAAGAAAUGGAACAAAAUAAAACCAACACUGGUAAAGAGAAGCAAAGUACAGUUAAAAGUGGAAAUUAAGAGACUGGACAAUAAUAGACUUAACUCAGUGUUAAUAAUGACUAGAUUUUGGCAGGUCUAAAUAGGAAAAGAAAAUGAAUACAUUUAGGGCAUUAAUGAUAAAGGUGACAUAACUAGAUUAGCAAGGAAAUUUUGUUUUAAUUAUAGGGUAAUACUAAAUGUAUUCCAGUACAUGUAAAAAUAUAGAGGUAUUACUUUUUUCUGUAAGAGUAUAUUAUCAUGAGUGACUGCUGUAAAGCCCAAAUAGGCCAAAAAACUAUGAUGUGUGUGUAUGAACUCCUUGUUGAAGAAAAAAAAUAUAAUUGUACAGGUGAAAGCCUUAAGGAAUAGAUAAUCCUUAACAAGAUCUUACCAAUUAAUUCUGCACAGCUGAAAUAAUCCUGAUACUAAACUAGAUGAAGAUAAUUCCUAUAAAGCAAAAUCUAGUCCAGCUUCAUUUAUGAAUAUUUUAUUCUUCAUAAUUCUAAAUAAGGUAUUUAAAAUGUAGGACAAAAUCAGUCUUUACUCAUAGGUCAGUGUGUUGGCCUUUCCCAAGUACCAGAUCCCUCCGGAAGACCUGUGUUAUAGCAUAAGGCCUUCACCCAACAUUCUCAACAAGUUUGUUUUCAGGGAAUUGUCCUCGAUAAUAUUUGAAAAUAGGAUUUCUUGGGAAAAUGUGUAAAUGAGGCAAAGCAUAAAAAAUCUACUUUGGGAAAAUCCAAGUACACAUUAUGAGCCUGUCAAAAGAUACAAAGAUAUUUUUAUUUAACACAUUGUGUCUCAAGUUUACUUCAUUAUGGAAUUCUCACUCCCAAUAUCUUUUAACACCUUUAGAAAGUGAGCCACUUUGGUAGAUGCUACCAUAACCACAAUGAAUGUCUGCAAAGAUGUCAUUUCAGAAGUUAUGGUGAGUGAUUGUGUUGGGAGGGGGUGAGGCAGGGCAAUUUUCUUUCCAGCUCCCAUAUUCUAAAAACUACCUGCCUGAAUGGAGAGCUAAUGCUUUUCCAUAGACUGCAAAAAUUCCAGCCUGGUCUUUGAUAUGUAUAUAUUAAACAUGCUUAAAUAGUCUAUUAAAUAGUGAUUAGGACAUAAAUGAUUUUUUCAUUAUAAUAAAAACGCUAUAUUGAAUACCA
This is a messenger RNA of Manis javanica (Malayan pangolin), 6367 nucleotides long. RefSeq names its product ZFP14 zinc finger protein (gene ZFP14). Gene Ontology annotation, cellular component: transcription regulator complex; chromatin; nucleoplasm. The record is from RefSeq and is a predicted model, not a curated record. Lineage: Eukaryota; Metazoa; Chordata; Mammalia; Pholidota; Manidae. Gene Ontology annotation, molecular function: DNA-binding transcription repressor activity, RNA polymerase II-specific; RNA polymerase II cis-regulatory region sequence-specific DNA binding. Gene Ontology annotation, biological process: regulation of immune system process; regulation of cytokine production; negative regulation of transcription by RNA polymerase II.